CCGCCGCCUCCGCUCUCCCCGACUGCAGGCGGCGUGCGCGCAGGACGAGCGGCGGUGGCGCUGCAGGCGGCUGGACUCGGCGCGGCUCCUCCUGGGCGCGACCCCUGAGCGCGCCCGCCGCGCGACGAUGAGGGCGCGGCCGCAGGUCUGCGAGGCGCUGCUCUUCGCCCUGGCUCUCCAGACCGGCGUGUGCUAUGGCAUCAAGUGGCUGGCACUGUACAAGACUCCGGCGGCCCUGGCGCUGAACCAGACGCAACACUGCAAGCAGCUGGAGGGCCUGGUGUCCGCACAGGUGCAGCUGUGCCGCAGCAACCUGGAGCUCAUGCACACCAUCGUGCACGCCGCCCGCGAGGUGACCAAGGCCUGCCGCAGGGCCUUCGCCGACAUGCGCUGGAACUGCUCCUCCAUCGAGCUCGCCCCCAACUACCUGCUUGACCUGGAGAGAGGGACCCGGGAGUCGGCCUUCGUGUAUGCGCUGUCGGCCGCUGCCAUCAGCCACGCCAUCGCCCGGGCUUGCACCUCCGGCGACCUGCCCGGCUGCUCCUGCGGCCCCGUCCCAGGUGAGCCACCCGGGCCCGGGAACCGCUGGGGAGGAUGUGCGGACAACCUCAGCUACGGGCUCCUCAUGGGGGCCAAGUUUUCCGAUGCUCCUAUGAAGGUGAAAAAAACAGGAUCCCAAGCCAAUAAACUGAUGCGUCUACACAACAGUGAAGUGGGGAGACAGGCUCUGCGCGCCUCUCUGGAAAUGAAGUGCAAGUGCCAUGGGGUGUCUGGCUCCUGCUCCAUCCGCACCUGCUGGAAGGGGCUGCAGGAGCUACGGGACAUAGCUGCUGACCUCAAGACCCGCUACCUAUCGGCCACCAAGGUAGUGCACCGACCCAUGGGCACCCGCAAGCACCUGGUGCCUAAGGAUCUGGAUAUCCGGCCUGUAAAGGACUCGGAACUUGUCUACCUACAGAGUUCACCUGACUUCUGCAUGAAGAAUGAGAAGGUGGGCUCCCACGGGACGCAAGACAGGCAGUGCAACAAGACAUCCAACGGCAGCGACAGCUGCGACCUCAUGUGCUGUGGGCGCGGCUACAACCCCUACACAGACCGUGUGGUCGAGCGGUGCCACUGCAAGUACCACUGGUGCUGCUAUGUCACCUGCCGCAGGUGUGAGCGCACCGUGGAGCGCUACGUGUGCAAGUGAGGCCGCGCGCUCCGCCCCACGCAGGGCGCAGACUCUGCCCGAGGACCCUCAGCGGCCAGGGCCGGGGGCCUGGAGACUCUCCGUGGAGUUUCGCUUGUGAAUUCCAGAUGCCUGGCGUGGGAGGUGGCCCGUGCUUUGCCUGCACUUGUAAGCCACCAGGAACGGAAGGCCUGGCCACCCUGGAAGGAGAGCCGGGACAUCAAAGGAAACCGACAAGAUUAAAAAUAACCUGGCAGCCCGAGGCCCCGGCGUGCCCACAGGCUGGUCUAAGAAUCCAGGGGCAUGGGCUUGCUGAAGCUGGUGUGGACUUGACCUUUCAGGGCCAGAGAGCCCAGCCUCCGGGAGGGGUCUGCCCGCUCUCUUCAGAACGUCUGCGGGACCCCCAGCCCACCCCAGGGUCUGAACCUGCUGGGCCCACCACAUGGAACCACUAGCUUGGGUUGUAAAUGUGUUUUUGUUUUUUGUUUUUUUCUUCCUUUGGGAUGUGGGAGCUACAGAAAUAUUUAUAAAACAUAGCUUUGUCUUUGGGGCGGCUCUCCUCAAUUCCUCUUUAUAUAUUUUAUAUAUAUAAAUAUAUAUAUAAUGAUCUAUAUUUUAAAACAAGCUUUUUAAACAGCCAUAUGAAAUAAACGCUGAGCGAAGCCCAGCCCGCCCCUGCAGUUUCUGGCCUCCUCAAGUGAACUCAGCGGCUUGCGGCGCUGGUGGGGGGGGGCGGGGGACUCUCCAGUUUCCAGGCA
Molecule: messenger RNA, 1929 nt
Organism: Propithecus coquereli (Coquerel's sifaka)
Lineage: Eukaryota; Metazoa; Chordata; Mammalia; Primates; Indriidae
Gene: WNT11
Product: wingless-type MMTV integration site family, member 11
Exons: 5
Coding region: 128-1192 (354 amino acids)
Biological process (GO): cell fate commitment; multicellular organism development; neuron differentiation
Cellular component (GO): extracellular region
Molecular function (GO): cytokine activity; frizzled binding
Source: RefSeq, a predicted model, not a curated record